ACGACAACCUGUUCCAAGACGUGGUGAGUGCUAACAGACACCUCCAUGGCUCCGCAAGCUAACAAGGCCAUUCCAGCUCUCCAGCAUUAACGGGCACAUCCGUCGCUACUCCGACGAUGUUGCCCAGUUUGUCGACCUGAACGUCGACCGAGCCGCCGACGUCGUCCGAGAAACUCUUGCCGCAACACCAUGGAUACCCGACAUGAUCCGGCCGGCGGCUACUGUAAAGCCUGUUGUAACGGUCGUUACGCUGUCGAAGUUCGAGAGGAUACAAGGUUGGGUGGUUAGGCACAGAAUCCUGACGGGCGUCAUCGUCGUCAUAUGCGGAACCGUCGCAUACCGAGGAUACAGGACGAGCCAGUACAUGUCCAAGAAGUUAAGAAGGGCAAAGAGAGCAAGAAACGGCGGCCGUGUCGAGGUGGUCGUCAUCGCUGGGUCGCCAACGCUGCCUCUAACCAAGUCGUUAUCACUGGACAUGGAAAGGCGGGGAUUUAUCGUCUACAUCGUUUGCAACGCUGCCGAGGAUGAGUCCAUGGUCCAUGCUUUAUCGAGACCAGAUAUCCGACCUCUCAGCAUCGAUACCACCGAUCCUCCGAGCGCCGGUGCCGCCAUUGAGCGAUUCGCCCUCUUCCUCCAGUCACCACAAGCUCUUGCUGGGGCCAAGAUGAAGCCAAAUCAACUGACAUUACAAUCCGUUAUCCUUAUCCCAAGCCUCCACUAUCAGACUUCUCCCAUCGCCACCAUUCCGCCCUCAAACUUUGCCAACCUCUUUUAUACCCACCUGCUCCAGCCGAUCCUCACAAUCCAGGCAUUUCUACCUCUCCUCACAUCCCGCCUGAACCCGAUCGGCGAGAAAUGGGUGCCUCCAAAGGUCCUCGUGUUUACGCCUUCCAUCAUUUCGUCCAUCAACCCGCCUUUCCACGCACCUGAAGCAACAGUGUGCUCGGCACUCUCGGCCUUCACUGAAGUUCUCACCGCCGAGCUUCGCCCGCUGAACAUCCCUGUCACUCACAUGCAGCUGGGCACAUUUGAUUUCUCUAGUUUUGUGCCUUCUCGAGGUUCAAGUCAAAAUCUUGUUACUGCUGGGAAUCCCGAGGACACCCUCGUUUGGCCUGAUGGUGCUCGUCACGUUUAUGGCCGAAACUUUAUCGCCCAGACGAGUUCCGCAAUCUCUGGCGGCCGCAUCGUCGGCCUCCGGGGCAGCUCGCUGCGACGCCUUCAUAACACCGUCUUUGAUGUCAUUGAUGGGACGAUUACCACCGAAACCGUCCGAGUUGGCCUGGGAUCCAGUGUUUAUGGCUUUGUAGGUCGCUGGGCACCCAGAAGUCUCGUUUCGUGGAUGAUGGGUAUUCGCAAGGUGGAUGAACUGUCUACCUGGAAGUCGAGCUCGUGUGAAGGGUCGGAGAAGGACGAGCACGAGAACGAGAGUGAGCACGGUGAGGCUACGCCCGAGUUCAUCGCCGUUCCCUCGGACCCCAACGUCUGGAACUCUGAUGCACACGGCUCGGUCUGGACACCCCAGCACUCUGACGCCUCUUGAGUCAAAUGAAUCAUAACGACCAUUUUCAUCAUUCAAAAAGCAUUUAAUGAUGGGGCAUGUAAAAAAGGAACCACUCUGUUAAUAGACGCCGUCACGACUCUACUUUUGG
This is a messenger RNA of Ilyonectria robusta, 1649 nucleotides long. RefSeq lists its product as uncharacterized. The record is from RefSeq and is a predicted model, not a curated record. The coding region runs from base 203 to 1540 and encodes 445 amino acids. NCBI's taxonomy places the organism in Eukaryota, Fungi, Ascomycota, Sordariomycetes, Hypocreales, Nectriaceae. The transcript is spliced from 2 exons.